Molecule: messenger RNA, 1401 nt
Organism: Triticum aestivum (bread wheat)
Lineage: Eukaryota; Viridiplantae; Streptophyta; Magnoliopsida; Poales; Poaceae
Exons: 1
Coding region: 47-1171 (374 amino acids)
Source: RefSeq, a predicted model, not a curated record
CUGUCCAAACGAGCAGCUUUCCUACCCUAGAAUCCCGGUCCCUGCCAUGGCGGCGGCGGCGGGCCUCCACCCAGACGUUCUCGCCCGCAUCUUGCUCCUCUUGUCGUGCAUCGUGGACCGCGUCAGGGCGUCCGCGGUCAACAAGCACUGGCGGCGGGUCUCGCUGCAGAAUCCGCCCCCGCUGCCGCGCCUCCUCAGGCCGUCCACGGCCCAGACCGAGACCUACCGGAUCUUCGGCGGCUUCGGCGAUCCGCGCCCGUCCCUCUCCGAGGAGGGCCGUGGCUCGCGUUUCUGCGGGUCCGCUCCGGGCGGCUGGUUCGUUAUCUCGGCCGAGCCAUGGCGCGGCCACGCCCUACUUCACCUCCGCACCGGCGAGCGCGUCGCCCUGCCGGAGAGGGUGCGUAUCCCGCUCAACUCCGGCGACAUCACGUGCCCUAUGAUGAUCCGCGCCGCCGUCAUCUCCGCCGCGCCGCCGUCUGGCGACUGCUUCGUCGCCGCCAUCACCUCCAGCCAGACGAACAUGGCGUUCUGGCGCCCGGGCAUGGACUGCUGGUUGUCGCCGCCGGUGGGGAUGGGGCCGGCUCGGCGCAGCGCCGAAGACCUCACUUACUACGACGGAUGGUUCUGCGCCGUCGACUCCGAGGAUUACCUCGUCUGCUACAAGCCGGAAAUCGCCCCUGCUGGAGACGGCGCCUCUUCGCUCACCAUUCGAACUAACGCCUACAAAUUCCAUGUCCAUGGUCACCAAACGGCACCCGGGGAGAUCGUAUCGCACUACCUCUUGCCCUCCGCCUCGGGUGCCGAUCUGCUGAUGGUGAAAAGGUUCAUCUCGCCUGCGAGAGGCGGGACCUGCCGGUUCCAGGUCUUCAGCCUAGAGAAGCAACAGGAUGGACUGCCGGCUUCCUGGCGAUUGUACCAGCUGAGCGGGCAGGUCCUCUUCGUCGGCCGGGCCUGCUCCAAGGCCUUCGACACGGGGCAUGCCGGCAGCCCGGGCUACAUCUACUUCCUCGACGACGUCUACACUGGCAGGCCACACAGUGUCGUCCAGCAGAAGGAGUAUCCCUGCGCCGACGCCGGCCGGUGGUGUUACUCGGUCCCCGACGAAAUGGACCGCUGCCUGCCAUGGGCGGCGCCCUCAGACACCUCGCCGUGCAUUUGGUACCACCAUUAAUUACCCAGCAUGGUUCAGUUUGAGGUGUCUCAUCAUAGAGAUUUCGACCAGUUUAAUAAGAGUUUGGUGCCUAGACUCCUAGAGUGUUGUUUGUGUUUGCUCCUCGUCAGCGUUUCUUUGUUGUUGUAGUUGUCGGUCGUCGUCGUUGUGCUUCUCUGCAUAUCCAGUUUGUUGUAUGCUCCAGGUCGAUCAGUAUUUGUUGUAUGUCGUCGUUGUUGUUGUCAGUUAAU